Salvia splendens (bonfire salvia) is the source of this 693-nucleotide messenger RNA. RefSeq lists its product as uncharacterized. The transcript has 2 exons. Lineage: Eukaryota; Viridiplantae; Streptophyta; Magnoliopsida; Lamiales; Lamiaceae. The coding region runs from base 122 to 433 and encodes 103 amino acids. The record is from RefSeq and is a predicted model, not a curated record.
ACAAAAUCAACUUUUCCAUUAAUGUCCUUUUUUCAUGAUAUCUCUACCUGCAUUUAUUCACAAGUGCAACUUCCCUUUCUCGUGCAUGCUUAAUAACUCUAGUCUCUAGAGAGAAGGAGCAAUGGAGAGUUUGAUAGAACAAGCAAAGGAAGAAGUGGAAAUACUGGAGUAUCAGCACCCAAACAAGUUCUAUUCUCUAAAGCAAGACCUUAGAGCUUUCAUCUCAGAACUGGAGGACUCACAAAACUUGCUGCUCAAACACACCACCAUUUCCAUCUUUUCUGAAACUCAAGAGUCAUCCACCACAAACAACAGAAAAGAAGUCGCUUUGGUUGGAGGAGCCAUGGAGAAGAGGUGCAAGACUGAUGCAGUCCUAGAGAGAGCUCAGCAGUGUCUGCAUAAAAUUCGACAGUUGAAAACUAGCUUGUGUUAGCUUAUCCAAACAUUACCACAAAAAAUAUCUGCUACUUUUGUUUGAUGAAUUCUACUGGGUCAACCAACACGUUAUGAAAUUGGGAUUUCAAAUCAUAUGCAGAGACUCCUAUUCAGUGCCCAUUGACAAGGUUAAGAUAUACUAUCAAAAUCUUUGGAUGUGUAAAUUCCCAAGAGUGGCUUUCCCACUUCUUUCAGAGGUGCAAAAGCGAAUAUUUGAUCAAACUCAUUAACAAUUCAAGUUGUUUUAAGCCUCAAAAA